Liolophura sinensis is the source of this 4705-nucleotide messenger RNA. RefSeq lists its product as uncharacterized. The transcript has 8 exons. The coding region runs from base 22 to 2757 and encodes 911 amino acids. The record is from RefSeq and is a predicted model, not a curated record. Lineage: Eukaryota; Metazoa; Mollusca; Polyplacophora; Chitonida; Chitonidae. Gene Ontology annotation, molecular function: RNA binding.
UGAUGGGGUGGCCAAGGGAACAUGAUGGGUGGCCAAGGGAACAUGAUGGGUGGCCAAGGGAACGUGAUGCGUGGCCAGGGGAACGUGAUGGUUGGCCAAGGGAACAUGAUGGUUGGCCAAGGGAACAUGAUGAGUGGCCUAGGAAACAUGAUGGGUGGCCAAGGAAACAUGGUAGAUAUUCAAGGGAAUAUGAUGGGUGGCCAAGGGAAUAUGAUGGGUGGCCAAGGGAAUAUGAUGGGUAGACAAGGGAACAUGACUGGACCAGGGAAUAUGAUGGAUAUUCAGGAAAAUAUGAUGGAUGUGAAAGGGAGCCUACAAGAUGUGAUGAUGGCACAACAAGGAAGCUUAAUGUCACAGAGGAGGAAUGCUGGAUUACAGGGUGGUAAUGUGAUGUCUAACCAGGAGGUUCUCAUGUCACAGGGGCAGCAGCUGAAUCCUCAGCAAGGCAGUCUCCUCGGACAGCCUGGUAAUGUGACGACUGGUCAGGGAGGCAUGGCAAUGAAACCACAGCAUGGCACAGGCAUGAUAUCUAUGGGAAGGGGUUCUGAAGGGGGCCUGCUGCCCCACCCUGGAGGAUUGCUAACCUCACAGACAGGGAUGACUUCAGACAGGCCUGGUCAGAGAUCUGGUCUUCGUCCGACAGGAAAUAGGUCAUCAGAGAACAGUGUACAGCGUAUCAUUGAGCCAGGCAUGCGCCUGUCAGAGUAUGUGGGGCCGGGCAGUAAACUUUUAGGGUCCAGGAGUGACAGGCAUGACCAUAGACCUUCCCAGAUUGACAGCAAAGGUGCCCCUGACAGAAAUACUUCAAGUAAAUUGAGAAGAUCAUGGUCGCCCAAGAGACGAAAUCGCUAUUCAGUUGACAGAAAUAUUGAGGAAAAGUUUGAUGGCUUUAGAACUGGAAGAAGAAGUAGAUUCAGUGACUUGGGUUGUGAUGAUGUAUCACAGAUGAAGAGUGAGAGGGGUUCUGCUUAUACAAGAAACCCAGACUUCCGCUCACGUAGUCCAAACACUCGCUCCCAAAGCCCUGGCUAUCGCUCACGGAGUCCACAGGACUUUCACUCAAGGAGCCCUAGACGAGGUAAUGAUAGAAACACCGGGAAACUUAGCGAUUUUUCAACUAACCAGAGUGCAGAUUGGAGGAAUCGGAAUCAGGUAAGAUGUGGCAGAGCGAAGCGGUUGGAUAGGGAUGAGAGCAGUGGGCAUGAUAAACCACAAGAGCGGGAGCGACGCUCUAGGUUUGAUGAAUCAAGUCCAGACAUACAGAGUAGAGACCGUUCACCAGCAGUUGGACAGCUAGGAGGCAGGGGCAGGCCCACAGAGGGAGAGGAUCAGAUGUACACUGGCAGAGGAGGUUCAUUCUCCACCAGGUCAAGGCAGAAUAUGAGACUGACAGAAGAAGAAAUCCCUGACCUAGCAUCUAUCAGGAAUCAGUUAUUGGACCAGUUGCAGCAGCUGGAAACGGGGAAUUUGUCUGAUACUGCUGCAUUAGCAGACAUAGCUGACAAACUGAAAAAGGUUCAACAACAGCAGAAGCUACAACAACAACAGCAGCAGCUACAACAGCAGAAGCAACAACAACAACUGCAGCUUCAAGGAGGCAGAUAUAAAUCAGAUCAUGUUGACCCAUCCUACACCCAGGGACAGCGCUUUGACGCUUCCAUCGGCAGGAGUCGAAAAGGAGAACAUCGUACCUUAUUUGACAGUGAGACUUACGAAGACAGCAAUAUUGACAGGCACCAGCACUUUGAUCAUAGUUUGCAGGAGAAAUUACGCAGCUUUUCACCUGAACCAGAGAGGAGGCAGUGGUUUGAUCGCUCUGAAACCAGGCCCAGGAAAGAGCGGGAGGAUUUCCAGCCCAUGGCAGGUUUGACCCAGGCUAACAUGGUCACCUUUGAUUAUGGUCACCAGAAGGUGCUUGGGGCAGAGUUCAGCGAGAUGACCACUAGGUCUAACAGGGAGAGUCGGUGGGCAGGACUGCGAGAGGAUCAGGACAACACUGACCAUGACAUACAUGUAGCUGACAGAGGUUUCAGUGGGACGGACCUCAGCGUGAUGGAUUCUGAGGCCUAUGGCAGAAUAGAUGAUGCAUACAGUGCCAAGGCUACAGGGCUGCUUGGUGACUUUCCUGGGCGAGAACGGUCCACUAAGAGACAGGGGGUGAGCUUUUCUAGUAUGGAGGAGAUGCGGGGUAGCUCGGGUUACACAAAUACUGAGCCAGACAGGAGGAGAGGAUUGCAAGGCCAAUCGCAAGGGUUGAUUGGACAUUCCCCAAGGUUGAUGGGCCAGACUCAAGGAUUGAUGGACCAGUCACUUGGAUUGAUGGGCCAGUCACAAAGUUUGAUGGGCCACUCUUCCAGAAUGAUGCAUCAGUCGCAAGGAGUGAUUAGUCAGCCUGCAUUGUCAGGCAAGACUGGAAACCCAGUCCCUUUAAUGAGCCUAACACCAAGUAGCUCUGCUGGAGGUAGAAGAGGUAAACGAGGAACACCUAAAGUCCAUACCAAAAAAGUCUCUGUGGCCAAUCUGCCACCUUCAGCGAACUGGAAACAGAUAACUUCCUUUUUCAACAUUCACAUGAACAACCGUGGCUUGGCUGAUCCUGGAUCUAUACGUAACCCUGUAACUGGAGUACUGCAGUCUCGGGUGAAUUCUACAGCCUUCCUCGUCUUCAACUCUGAAGAAGAGGCUGAGAAGGCUGUGAGUCACCUAAAUGGAAUUACUUACGACAAACACACACUGAGAUUGGAAUUAGCAGCUUAAGAGGGAUAAACUCCAUCAUCCACUGGAGACAACCCAAGGAGUACUGUCUUGUAGCUCAAUAAUAUGUUGUUGUAAUUUUGAAGCAUCUGGGGCUUUUCUCAUUUGCUUGACUUGUUCUAAAUUUUCCAUGUAUAUGUAUUUAGAUGUUAUGGAUAAAUAUGUGCUGCUGUAAACAGCAUAAUUGUAGAUGUACAUAACUACACAUGUACACUGAUUAGUCUUAUUUCACAUGCAGUCAUAUGAUCAGGGGAACUAAUUAUGACCAGUGAGCAUAUUAAAGUGAACAUAGAAAAAAUAAUAUCGGACUCUGUUGUUACAGAAAAACGUGUAAAAAAUUCUAUAAAGUUUUGAAAGCUGAGAAGAUGAAGUUCAGCAUUAGAAGCCCUUAUGAACUUUGCCAGUCACUAACGCUGAAAUUCACGUAAUAAUUGGUUGUCACGUCAAAAAACUUGUUAGCUCUUGAUUGUCAUUGUGGUUUUUUCUAUAGUGGAUAGUCAGAUAUCGGUGCAAUAAAUUGAAUUUUGUGGUUAGUUUAAGUGUUAAAGCAUUAUACACAUUUAUGAGCAGGGAACUGAGAAAAGCUGCUUGUGUCACAAUGCCUACAUGUUGGACAGGAUACUGCAGUAACUUGUCAGGGUAAGUAGGCAAGAAAACCGCCCCGGGCGAGUUAUUACUUGAAGAAAAAUAUUUUGACUUUGCAUAAUCUGAAUGAAAGGGUCUGUUAUCACUCAGAAGGUCCUGCUAUGUUCGGUAAAUUCCCUGAAAGCUGUACAGCCAGCUAGGCCCAAUUCCUACACCCAUGCAGGUCGAGGACAAGUCAGACAGCUAAAAGGCAACGCUUGUGUCCAUGAAAAUUGCCCUGACCCAGCGCCAAACUAGGUUUUGUGACGUCAACCUUGAUAGCCUGACAUGCCAAAUGGAGUCACCAAAUGAGUGGCUAGGUGCUGACUAUUGUUUACCAUUUAUUUUGAUGAUAAGCAGUGUAGAAUUUUUAAAAUAUGUUUAGAACACUUCUGGAAUACUACUUUAUUAAUUAAUUCAGCUUUAGUGGCUGACUGUGUGUUCACUCUUAAUAAAUCAUUGUGUGGAAAUUUCUGUACAUUAGUAUCACCUCAUGCUUUGGUGCAGUCAAAAAUAUUCACUUUGAUUUUGUAGUGGCAAGAAAAUUAGGUCAGUAUCUACUGUUGUAAGCUUUUAAGGUGCUAGCUUUGUGAAUGUAUUAAUUUCUUUUUGACUUGGCAAACUGUUUUUGCUCUUAUGCUGUUAACCUCUGCAGUCUUGUGUGUCUUGAGUCUUCACUGGAUCCUCAGAUGCCAAGCUGCCUUUACUUUAUUCAAGACAAUGUUUAGCUUUUGACCAUUGAGGUUGUGUGCUUGUAUCCUGCUUUGACUGGUUUGGUUGCAGCAUUAAGUCCGGAGAUUUGCUUUGCACGUAGCGAGCAAAAGUGAUGUGCUCUGACCUCCACCCUAAAACCUGGUUAUGGAGCAGGUUGUGACCAAGAUGACACCUGUCUGUCACUAAUAUGAUGUACAUUACUGUACAUUGAAUGUGGGAAAGAUUUUCAGUACUUUGCUAAUCAGCGGUUUCCACUGGGCAUUUAAGUUAAAAUUAACAUUAUUUAAGUGAAACUUCUUAAGUAAUCAAAUGAAUCACUGAGUGACUUCAGACCAACAAUUCCAUGUCUAAAAUUUCAGUGAUGACACACACUGAUUUACUGAUCUAAAUCUUGUUGUCAGGAUAUUGCCAAAUUGUCACUUGUAAAAUGCAAAUCAGUGGAAGUGUAUUGAUAUACAUGUACAUAAAUUUCUGUUGGUGCAAAGGCAAGUGUAUGAAAUGUACAUCCAGUUAUAUUGACCUACUUGUUCUAUAUCCGGUAUUAUUUUUGAUUUUGAAGUACAUGUAUGCUGAUUCAUCACAGAUGACCAAUAAAUAAAUAUAUUUACAAAGA